AUGGGAAUUGGCCAUGAAAUGAAUGGCCCGACGCUGACGAUGGCCCCGGCCGUUGUCGAACCAUCCAAUGGUUCUUACCUGCACCGAACACACACCUCCGAAGACCGCACGACCGAUGCGACAACGACACCAGCACCGACGAACCGGCAGCAAAGGCCGAGCGUGCAGCAGCAAGGCCGCGCUGCAUUCGAAUUGCCGUCGUUCGACACCAUUCCCGACUUCGACACGACACUCUCUUUCGACGUCAAGAGCCCCAAGGAAACCCCGACCACGGCACCGGUAACAGACGAGAAGCAGCCACAGCCACAAACGCAGUCGCAGUCCCAGCCGCAGCCGCAGCCGCAAUUGCAGCCGACCAAGGUACGAUCCGACCCGGUGAAGCUGUCAAAGGCCCCAAAGGACGAUGACAAGGAAAAUUCGAGAGAUGGGAAGCAAAAGGAAAAAGACGAGAAGCUCUUCAAGAGAGGAAGGAGGGCGUCAUUGAUGGAGCGGCGGAAGUCAUGGCUGCCAGCCUCGCGAUCACCUUCGAAAGUUAAAGAGCCGCCUCUGCCCGAAAGACCCAGCACACAUGCCGGAGACCACGUGGACUUCGCCGUCACCGCACCUACGCCUGCUGCUGCUUCUGCUCUGCCGUCCGCCCCGCCGGCACCGCUGACGCGACCACCAGAGCUCGAACGCCCCAGGACCAUCUCAGCGAGUUUCGCUACCUUUGCGAAGAAGUCAUGGAUGUCUACCUCGCGCUCCCCCUCUCCGAAGAGGAACCCAGAACCCGUCACACAAGCACAAAAACCCGCGACACGUCCUUCCCGCAGCAGGGCCCCGAGCAACGAAGAUUCCGUCAAAGGUGCCGCCGAGCCGCGCAAGAGGCCAGUCUCGCUCCUCGUCGACACGUCAGAGUCUCCCGCGUCACGGAGCACCGACUCGCUGAAGCCCACGUCGCGAACCCUGAACCGCGCGAGCACGUAUCUGACCAAGAUGAAGCAGCGCCCCACGAGCAUGCUCAUCAAACUGGGGUCGGGCAGCGAUUCCGAGGUUAAUCUCUCGGCACCUGCUGUCAACCUGGCGCCGCCCAGCGCCUUACCUGGGAAUGAUCAGCGCAACAGCACCAGCAGCAAUAACAACACUAAUAAUAACAAGAAUACUGAACCAAAAACCCUCUCGAAACCGGCCCCUUCGAAGGCGGCUUCUAAGCCAGCGUCCUUCACCGAGUCUCACACGACUGUGACGGAUGAGUCGUGGAGCGAAAUGUCGGCUAAUAAGGACACAAUCUGGUCGGCCUUCAGGUCACUCGACACCGACUAUGCAGGCUUCCCCAGCAAGACCAUGGCUCAGCGGAUGCAGGUGGUCCGAGCCACUCUGCUACCAUUUUUGAGGACCUAUAUGAACCACAUCUCCAACAAGGGACUCAACUUCGAGGAUGUCGAGCGGAGAGCGACGGUGCUGAACAAAUGGUGGGGCGGAUUGCUCGACAUGCUCGAGGGCCAGGGCGGCCAGUCUCUCCCGGGUGUCGAUCGGCCGGUCCUGCUUGAGGCUUUGACGAUGCUGAUGAUGCGAUCCGAAUGGCGACAAACAACAACAUAUUUCAUGCCCUUGGUCGACCGCUCACCGAACGAGCGCGUUCGACCACGGUCAGGAACUCAGUCUACGGCGGAUUCCUCGCUUGCAUCGAGCCAAGCCUUCCUCGCCGAGUCCGCCGAGCACAACGUCCGCACCAUGUUCGUGAGCAAUCUCAUGAAGCAAAUGCAGAUCGUGGUCGAUAAGAUGUCGCUGCGUCAUGCGCCCCUGAGUUUGGUCAAUUGGUGCGGUAAGGCCUGCGCCUACGGAUUCUUCUUCUGCCCGUCUGUCGCCGAGAUCCUGGUUCGCCUUUGGGACUUGCGGCCGGACCUCAUUCGAAGAGCGGCUGAUGAGUUCGGAUUGCCCAAGAAGAACGGCGGCGAAAGCGAGGACAUCAUGGCUCUCUUCCCGCCUAAUCUGGGUGUUCUGGGGUGGCAGUCGCAGAGGUACAUCAGCAUGCGCUUCAAGGAGAGGGUCAAGCUGUCCGUCAUGGCGGCGAGAAUUCCGUGGUUCAGCCCCUGGGUGACUAGGUGGCGCGGCGGCGAAACCGAUCUCUUCUUCAUUUUCUGCAAGUAUUUCCACAUCCUGUCGGAGGAGUUCAUGCCUGAGGGUCUGCCACUGCUUGAGAAGGCACGCUCGCCAGGAUUUGUCCUUGUUCAGGCACAGCUCCUGGCUUGUUUGGAAUCCACGAUCCACAGACAGGCCGAGGUUGACGCGAUGAUGAACCCGCUUACGGCAGGCGACUCAUUUUACGGUGCUGACGCUGCAGCGACCUCGAUGAACGUCCCCGCCAAUCUGCUGAAGAACAUGGCAGAGAACCGUCUCAUCGUGUUGCUGAAGGACGUCCUGGGCGAAUCACCAGCAAUCAUCAGCGCCGCGAGAAGGACCUUCGCCGAGGCUUUCCUGUCUGUUAUCCGCGCCGCGACCCGUAAGGUAUCGUGCUACGACCACAGCGCCGUUUUCACGCUCUGCGAUUUCUUGGAGGAGGCCCUGGUCGCCUACGAUCAGUUCGACGACAUCAGCAACCCGAACAUCGCCAAGAGCAUCGACUGGCCCUUCUGGCUUGAGGUCUGCAGGAAAAUGUUGGUUUCCGACAACGCCAUGACCGAGGUUCGCCUUCUGUCCUUCAUCUACUCGACAUGGGAGACGGUCACCGCGGAUCCCCAGAGAAAGAGGGUGCUUUGUCUGGACUGGCUGCUCUCGGAAGAGAUCUUUGACACUUACUUCAACCACUGGUGUCCUAUGGUGCGCGGCUACUACAUGCGCCUCCUGUGCUGGCGGAUCUGUCGGGACGCUGGCAGCGCCAACGAAGUCGACGCCGAAAUCUUCUUGGCAGCUGCAUCCCGACUCAAGACGGUUUGGGCUCACUUUCUCUGGCUGCGCAACACCGCCGACGCAACUGGGAAACUCCCUCCCUCCACAUCGCCAUGCCUGCCGACGCCAGGAAAGAAGUUUAUGAUCAUCCGCACGGAAGUCAAUCUCCCACAGCCGGGCUACUUCAACCAGCCCUUUGAUUCGUUCUCCAAGAUCUUGAACGGAGAAGGAUCCGUGGCAACGCCGCCGCCUGCUGAGACGACCGAAGUUGCCCCUCCAAAGGUUGACAACAGCAAGAAGCGUUGGUCCCUGUUUGGAAAAGUCUUGUCUCUUGGUGGUGCAGGUUCUAGCUCUGACAGCGAGGACAACGAGCCACGCAAGGAGUCGAAGUCAUCUCGCGCAAAGGCACGCCAGGGAGGCCCGCCCCUGCCGCCCAAGAUCUCAACCUCAGCUGCCUCUACCGUGACCACGUCCUCGGACGGCAGCUCUCCUGGAGGCUCACCCAUCUUCAUGGAGCAGAAAUUCGUCUUCAAGUUUACACUGACAUGGCAACCUCCCGCCGUCACUCAGCCUCGCGACCGCAUCCUCACCCGCCCGCGCCUUCCUGCCCCAGCACAAUCCUGGGUCAGCGCCCGCUCCCGUAGCGGCAGCAAUCCCCCGCCCGCCCCCGCUGGUCUCCCGGAGCCGACCCGUCGCGUCUCCGGUGCCAAGCACAAAGGUCUCGUCGACGAAGCCAGGAACGCCAGCCCGGUCUCUCCCACACUCGAGCGUAAGUCCUCAGUCACCGCCGUCUCCUCGACGUCUCUCGUCCGCCGCCUCAGCAACAAGUUCGACUUCGAGGAGAACCCCAAGGCAGAACUGAUGACGUUCGACUUCGAAGGCGCGGAGAAAUCCUCCGCAUCGUCCGUCUCGUCCGGAUCUUCCUCCACGGCGUCUUCUCCCGUGGACAGCAAGAUCGAGGAGGAGGAGCAGCAGCCACACCAGCCUUUGUCCCCUCCGCCUCAGCAGACGACGCAUCAGCCCCCAUCACGGAUGCAGAGCCGCAGGUCCGGCCCCGAGCCCCUGACCCAGCCUCUGCGUCCUGCGGGCAUGUACACCAAGCGCGCCAUUUACACCGGCCGCGCGCUGGCCGAAUGGAGCAUCGUCGUCGCCGAGUGCAACGGCUUCAUCGACCGGAGACGCGACGAAGGCGUCCUUGGCCUCAGCGACGUCGAGGUGCCGCUGCUGACCGUCGAGGGUUUCAGAAAGAUUGGUUAG
Messenger RNA from Colletotrichum karsti, 4125 nucleotides. RefSeq lists its product as uncharacterized. The record is from RefSeq and is a predicted model, not a curated record. Lineage: Eukaryota; Fungi; Ascomycota; Sordariomycetes; Glomerellales; Glomerellaceae. The transcript has a single exon. The coding region runs from base 1 to 4125 and encodes 1374 amino acids.